Messenger RNA from Patella vulgata (common limpet), 3423 nucleotides. RefSeq lists its product as uncharacterized. Lineage: Eukaryota; Metazoa; Mollusca; Gastropoda; Patellidae. The record is from RefSeq and is a predicted model, not a curated record. The transcript has 4 exons. Bases 124 to 2283 code for a protein of 719 amino acids.
AUUGUCGUUGUUGUGAGUGUGGAUUUAUAUAUAACUGACUUAUAUAUGACAGUUUACUCGGGUGUUAUUUGGCUUUGCGUAUAACUCGUUUCGUUACUCAUAAUUAAAGGAAUUCAAACGACAAUGGCGUUUAAUUUGAAAAAGUGGCUAUUAUUUCUGAUAGGAGUGUCGUUGCUGUCUGUGUGGAUUUUAAAUAUGAUUAAAUUUCAAUGGUGGAGAAUCCCAAAAUAUCGUAUAAACUCCAGUAAUUGGAUAGUUAUAACAACGAGUGUUGAGCCUACAGAUGCUAUAAAAUAUAUGAGUAAUUUACCAAAGUGGAAACUACUUGUAGUAGAAAAUAGUAAUACACCUAAAGACUGGAAAUUGGCAAACUGCAUUUAUCUGAGCUUAGCUGAACAACAACAGUUUAGUAUAUCUAAGUUAAUUCCAACAGAAAGUUAUUCUCGCAAAAUAAUUGGCUAUCUGUAUGCCAUUUCCAAAGGUGCUGAUACUAUUUAUGAUUUAGAUGAAACAAUAAAGUUACUAACAGAUUUAGAUGACCUUGUGAAAACGGAAAAAUUCGAAUAUGGAUUGCAAUAUGAUGGGAAAGGCGUAUUUAAUCAGUUUAAUCAUUUUGGACAAUCAACAAUAUGGCCGAGGGGCUAUCCAAUAAACAAAACAAGUGAAAAUGGGACAAAUAGUUAUUUGGUGUCUGCCUUGAAGACACCAAGUGUAUUACAGAUCGUAAGUAACGGCGACCCAGACAUUGACCCCGUGUUUCGACGGACUUUAAAACCAACAAAGACAUCGUUAAAUAUUUCAUUUGACAAAGCAGCCCCACCUGUUGUCAUUCCACCUGGUGUAUUUGCUGCGAUAAAUAGUCAGACUACCCUCUUCCAGUAUGAGGCCUUAUGGGCCAUGGUUCUUCCCAUCACGCCGUCUUACCUACAUUCUGACGUUAUAAGAGGAUAUUGGACACAGCGUUUGUUGUGGGAAAUUGGGGAAUUUGUCGGUUUUUAUCCCCCAAAUGUGUAUCAAAUUAGAAAUAAUAGGUCAUAUGCACUUCCAGAAGAUUCAAGGGCAUCUUAUUUUGAUCCAAAUAAGUUAAUUGAUUUUCUAAUAGACUGGAAAUGUCCCGUCGCACUAACAUUUUUCCAGUGUGUUGACUUGCUGAGUGGCAAUUUAGCACAGGGUGGAUAUUGGCAGCAAGGCGACCACCAACUUGUCCAAGCCUGGAUACACGAAAUUAAAAUUUCUAGUUACAAAGAGCCGAUCAGAAAACCGUUUACUGAUAAGAAUAUCAAUAAACAUCUCCAUUCAGCUGUAUAUAUUCCAGCGGAAAAGACGGACAUCCGGAACUCAAAAAUACGACAACAAUCGAAAUGGAACCAAGUUUUGGGAAUGACUUCAUUUUGUAAAAACACUUCUUACCAAAUUAAAAGCUCUGGUCUGGCCUCUGUGACCUCUCCAGAUUUACUACUAGUAAUUGUGUUUAAUUUUCCUUUUUACGGUAAUAUACCAUACUUACAGUUGAUAUAUGGUGUGACAUUUACACAUAUAGUCUAUUGUGGUUCUAACAUGAAACGAUUUCUUAAUGCAUCUAGACAAUUUCCGAAUAAAGUCACUUUUGUUGAAUCUGUUGUCGAUGGAGGAUAUUGUCCAUAUACAUGUUUAAGUGCCGCCAUGAAAAUGAAUUUCGAUGUUCAAGGAUACUUCUUUGUUGCAGAUGAUACAUUGCUGAAUUCUGAGAAUAUUCUCACAUUCCCAUUGGACAAGAUAUGGUUCCAUUUUGAAGAUCGUUUUCUUUUCAAAGGUAAAUCUAGUCCUUGGCACUGGUGGCAAAAACCAAUUGGACAAUCCGCAAUGAAUAAAGCGUGGCGAUAUCUCUACAACUUGUCGGCAGAUCCUGAUCUUAAACCAGUUGUUGAUAAGUUUGUGCAUACGCUUCUUGCAAAUAAUGUAUCUAAAGAUGACGCCAUAUCUGGACCAUCAGACAUUGUCUAUAUUCCCAGCAAAUAUAAGAAUGAUGCUAUAUUUCUCUUGGAUGUCUUUGCUAGAUUUAAAUUAUUUUUAGAAAUAGCUAUACCAAUGGUAGUGAACGGCGUAGAAGAAAGAAAUAGUUCAAUCCAUUUAGUGGGGCAGUAUUUGUGGUAUGAUGGUAAAAGAGAGAAAGUACCAGAACUUUUUAAAUCAAGUGACAUUUUCCUUCAUCCUGUAAAACUCUCUAAUAUAAAAACAAAUCUGAAAAUCUUCUUUUGUAAGACGUAUUUCCCACUCACAUUAAAGAAAAUAAAUCCGAACUAAAUAACUACACGAACAUACAACAUGGAUUUUUUAAAGGUGUGUGAUCAUGACAUUUAAAUAUAAUUGAAAGAGAUGGGCCAUAAAGUUUUCCAUAAAGCUAUAUUCUUCGUGGAUUGCUUUGCCGAAAACGAAUAACUUUUAGAAAUAACUUUACCAGUGGUAGUGAACGGUUUAGAAGAAAAGCAUAAUUCAAUCAAUUUAUGUGUAAUAUAAUGGUAAACGAAAUAAAUUACCAGAUCUGUUUUAACCAAGUGACAUUUUCUUUCAUCCUGCAAAACUCUUCAUUUUAAAAACUAUUCAUGCGGAUGCAGAAGCCGAAGCCCAACCGAAAUUGACAGCCCUCUUUGUUAGACUCCCAUCCAUUGCUUGAUGUGAUCGAAUGUGUCCCUUUGAAAUUAGAAAUUGUAUUUUGAAGCGUGGCUACAAUGACCUUUCGCGAAUUUGAGAAGAUAAUAAAUCACAGGGCCGGCGGCCUUGAAAGAGUGUCAAUUUUAGGGAUACUUGCACACACCACGUCAUAGGACUGUGCACGUCUGGACAGAUACCUUUUUAGUGUAUAUGUAGACGGGUAUAAUUUGCUACUUUCCAGUUUGUCCGUUUAGUUUUGUUAUUUAAUUAAUAAUGGGAUUUCGAGUUUUAUUUUACAUAGUUAAAAAGUAAAAAAAAAAGGUGUUAUGGGUUGUGGUGUAUAUACGUUUCUAUUGUAGUUAUACUUUUGAAGUUUUGGUCUUCGUUUUGUGGGAACUAGGAUUUGAUUCUUAUGUUUGGUGGAAUUUAUUCUUUGUGUACUUAGUACUUAAUUACUUUAUUUCUAGAAGGUUUUGUUGUACAUUUCACUUGGAGAUUGUUUAUCAGGUGAUAUGAUUUGUUGUAUUCUGAUUGGUUAUUUGGGUGGCGCAUUUUAUUAAAAGAUAUGAAUCAGUAUCUUUUCCCACUCUUCAUUUUCUGAUUGGAUGACUGGUUCAUUGGUCCCGAUUUAAACAGCUCAUUUCCACAAAUUGGGCAUGUUGUUUUGCUCCUGAUGCUUAUAUUGUUCAUGUGAUGUCAUUAUUACUAUGGUGUUUUAUCAUUAAGCUGUAACCACGUUCGCGGGAUGUUCAUUAUAAUUUUUAUAACAAUAUGAUGAAUUUGUGAUAUUUA